AUGGCGGUGGCAGCUAUUAGUGAAGCAUUUUUGUCUGCUUUCAUUGAAGUUGUUCUCGACAAGCUUACUUCUCCUCAAGUUGCUAACUUUAUCAUAGGAAAGAAACUUGACGUCAAUUUGGUUGAACAACACUUUUUUGCUGUUGAAGUUGUGCUUAAUGAUGCUGAACACAAACAGAUCAAAGAUUCUACUAUUAACAAAUGGCUUGAUGAUCUCAAAGACGCUCUAUAUGUUGCUGAUGACCUUCUCGACCAUAUCUCUACCAAAGCUGCUAUUUCCAAGAAAAAAGAGGUAGUAUUGUUAACUACUUAUCUCACUUUUUUCAACUUUAAGGAAAGGGAUAUCAUGCCUUCAAAGUGGUAG
This is a messenger RNA of Lathyrus sativus (Indian pea), 363 nucleotides long. Lineage: Eukaryota; Viridiplantae; Streptophyta; Magnoliopsida; Fabales; Fabaceae. The record is from the annotation of a GenBank genome assembly.